Messenger RNA from Physella acuta, 5050 nucleotides. RefSeq lists its product as uncharacterized. The record is from RefSeq and is a predicted model, not a curated record. NCBI's taxonomy places the organism in Eukaryota, Metazoa, Mollusca, Gastropoda, Physidae.
CUAGUUCAAGAGAAAACAUUUCAUUAUCUGGCUGUUAUCUUUAACGAGACAUCCGAGGGAAACAGAUACUUAACCCAACAAACCCAGCAGGAUUUCCUUUGCCUUGUUAGGGCGUUCAAACAACAGUCUUAGUUGUACACGUUCUGCGUUAGGUGGAGUAGGUUCACUAAUGGCUAGAUUACUUCAGCGAGAAUUAAAGAUGUCAACUUCAAUUUUUUCCUCACGCAAGCUUCUGUGGUUGAUCUGUUUCCUUAUGUUAGGGCUGGCAUUAGUGUUUCUAACAGUACACAUGCAAUCAAAGGACACAGCAAUUUUUAACAUUCAUGCUAAACCUGGAGACCUAAACGAAGACACACUUCAAGAUAAAGAAGUUCAAACUGUUGUGGAUAAAGUUCAGUCGUCAAAAUUGAAACAUCAAGAUAUUCCUUCUGAAACAACAGCAAAUUCAGUAAAGCAGUACCAACAUAAUGAGGUACAUAGAAAAGAUGAAGUGGAUAAUUCAGGUGCAAUCAACUACCUGGUACAGUAUAAAAAACUGUUUGGUGAUACAGCCACAAAGGUGCCAUUGGCCGACCCUAACCAUGAAGACACCAUUACAACAUGGUGGCAGGCAGCUGCUAUGAUUGACUGGUACAUUAAUUCACCUCUGCGCCACAACUGUGAAAAUAAAGUUGCAUAUGGUAACUGGCAUGUGUGUCAAGAUAAGCCCUAUACAGUCAAACCACCUUGUCUUGUUUACUCAUUUGGAAUAAAUUUUGAUUUCUCCUUCGAUGAUGCCAUGGCAAAACUUGGCUGUGAGGUUCACUCAUUUGAUCCCAGCAUGAACCAGUCAGAUCACAAGCGAGACAUCAACAGCACCUUCCACAACCUUGGUCUCAGCAACACCAACACUGAUGGUUUCAUUGCCAGGAAAGAUUCUUAUGUCACCAGCAAACAGGUCUGGAAGAUGCGGACUUUAAAAUCUGUCAAGAAAAUGUUAGGACAUGAAAAGCGUGUUAUAGAUGUGCUUAAGAUUGACAUUGAAGGGCAUGAGUGGGAUGUUGUAGAUAACCUCAUGGAAACAAACAUGUUCCCAUCUAUACGUCAGUUUAUGUUAGAAUUCCAUCUCUUCCCUGACUGGCCAGUGAAAGAAGAUUAUGUGUACUUAUAUAAGAUUUACACAAGAUUGAGGGAGAUGGGAUUCCGAGAGUACUCUGUGGGCCCUCACCCAAAAACAUUGAAUACAGAACACUUCAACAAUCAAGGAGAUUCUGAGUUUGUGAAUGCUUUUUUUUCUGCUGGAGAAAAUUGGAGAUGAUUCAUGAAGUUUAAGAUGAGUCAUUAUAUUCAGUUGUAACCCAUGUUCAUAUAUUAUUUUUAAGAAAUGUACACCAGCAUUAAAGGUACUGUCAUAUAUCAGUCAUCUUAAUUAUAAUAAGAUCUUACUCAUUAGUCAUCAUAAAAUUGAGAGAUAAUUGUUGAAAUACCUGAGUUAACAAGUUAAAGAAUGAUGCUUGAUAGAAUUCGUUAUUAAUUCUAGUCUCUAUUUUUUGUGAUAAUUGGAAAGUGUAAUUAAUAUGUAUUGUUAAUUUGGUAAGAUUUUAAAAACUAGGCAUUAAAAUAGGUUUUAGCUCCUGUUCAUCACUCAUUAAAGUUAUGUUUCAUUAUUGUUUAAAGCCUGUUAAUGUUGAGAUGGCAGUUUACCCAUCCUCAUAUUUUGUUUAAUUAAAAAAAAAUUUUUAAUUUCCAUUGUUGAUUUGACAUGCUGAGCAUCAUCUUUGUGUGGCACUUGUCAAAGAUUUUUUUAUUGUAUCUUAACUGAUUGUGAUCCAAAUAUCUAAAUUAUUUUCUUUGUUUACUGUCAAGUUUAUGUUAAAUAAACUUCUAUACAUCAUGUUUAAAUAGCUGCUUAUGAAUAACACACAGUCUGUUCAUAUUUCUUACCUAAAUUGUUCAUGUUAAAAUUCACAAUUGUAUUGAUGUUCCACAGCUUUUAUUUUCUCCUUAUUAGGAUAUUAUUAACUAAUUGAACAAAGUAAGUUGCCCCUAACUGCUUUUGUUAAACUUUUAAUUUAUGUGCUCCACAUUAUUCAGUAUUAAAUAGACUGGUGUAUUGUAAUAGAUGAACAGAUAGUGAGGGUUCUAGUAGACUGAAAAAUUUAGCUUGUUGUGGUUGUAAUUGUGGUUAUAAUUUCUGAUGUAACUUUGUAAAGACUGGUAUCAAGUAAGUAAUGCACAACUAGUGCUAAAAGCUUAAGUUUGUUGUUGGUUAUAAUUUCUGAUGUAACUUUGUGAAGACUGGUAUUGUGUAAGUAAUGAACAACAAGUUUGUUGUGGUUAUAAUUGUGUGCAGCUAUAACACAAUGUUGUGUUAAGGCUAUAGGCAUACAUUCUGAUAUAAAUUCUUUGGUAACCUGAUAAUGGACAGUGGGGGGCAGUCCCCUCAAACCCCCAAAUGAGAUUGAAUUUUUAUAGCAAAUAUAUAUAUACUUUUACCAGUGCAGUGUCUGUUCUUUUUCUGAAAGAAACACUGACAAUGGAUAGUGCUAUGACAGUGUGGAUAUGGAGUGGCUGAUUUAAAUAAAAAUCCCCUUGGCUGAUAGUGUGGAUACAGUGUGGAUGCUCUCUAGCACUUCCCCAGCAACAAAGUACUCAACUGUGUACAUAGCCAGCUUGUACAGUUUUAAUUGACUUUCCUACUUGUAUUAUGUCACAUGCUGUGUACUCUUAACUUUACUGGUGGUCUCUGCAUAAUUUAGUUAUAUACCUAAUUAUUGAUGGCUCUGCUAAGGGCCAGUUAUCUAAUGAUUGUAUACCUUAAUUGUUUCAUUGAAUUUAUUUGUGGAAAUUUUCUGUUUUUAUUAAACUUUAUGUUGUUAAAUAAAGUAGAAAAAUGUUCUAGUUUGUAUGACUUAGUUCAUGAGCAAAAGCUGCAUUCUAAUAUGUUUCAUCCCCCUAUCUAAAAUCUGUUCAAAGGGACAACAAGAGUAGUCUCAAAACAAGUCGAAAGACCCAAAAAUUAUUUUAAAAAUAAAAUAGUUUUUAAAAACAUUGUGGUUUUAAAACUUUUGUUGUGAGGUUUUUGUCAAACUUUACAGAUUUGAUAGUUAUAGUACUUUUGGUAGCUAAACAAAAAAUUUAAAAAACUAAAAAAAGCCCAAACAUUUGGGUUUUUAUUUUCAUUUUUAUUAUAUUAAUAAACAUGGCAUAACUACGCCAUGUGCAAAAAAAGUAAAAUUUGUAUUAAACAAAUAUAUCUGCAAAGUUUUGAGUACAAAUUGCUACAAAGAGGGGUUUUUGAGGUCUUUUUAACGCUUGAUGUAAAUAAAUAGAUAUGUGGCCUUGAAUGUAAAAGAAAAUAAUUUCAAGUUCUCUGCAUUUGUAACUCUUGUAACAUGGAUUCUUAAAAUAUUAAAUUUCUGAAAUAUUAUCAGCUUAUCCUUAAUUUUUUUAAAUAUUUGUUUUAUGGCCACUAUGAACACAAAAUUGACAAAAACAUAAUUUUUAUCCAUGUCAACAAUACUGAUUGAAGUCCUUUGCCAACUCAUUGAUGUCCAUUAUAAUGUUUGCAGAAAUAGCUAACAAAUUGUUUUGUUUGAUUUGUUGAGUAUUUUACAUUACAAUGUUAACAAAUACCUGAAUCAGUCUGUUGUGUUCCUGUCAAAUCUACAUAAAUAUUCUUAAAAGUAAAAUUUUAAAAGUAUUCAAAAUUCAAGUUACACCUUUGACCUUUUUCUGAUUGUGUUUAAAUUUGAGCCAAGCAAUUAAGACUACUAACUAAAAUAUUUUUAAAAGAUCAAUUCUAUCAACUACUGGUUAAAUGAAAAAUGUGUUCAGUACUUGCUAUUUUCCUAUUGUUGAAAAGCUGGUGUUUUUGUGUUCUUGUUGAAAGAAGUUUUUGCUUUUUACAAUUACUUUUAUUCCUGGCAGUGUAAAAAGAGAAGGGACUUGUGAAGUAAAUAGUCAGUGUAAAAAGAGAAGGGACUUUUGCUAGUCUGAGGUUGAAGCACAGGGUUGGGCUUUUAAAUGUAUGGCAGAUGUAAAUAGAAUUCUGGCAUGCUGGGUCUCUCGUUGAGGACAAAUUGGUCUAGGCUUCCAGUUACUGAGCUUUAAAUGUCUCCAUGUUGUUUCAAACUUUAGUCUUCCUAUGGGUAGUUAACUACUUCAUGGUUCUAUGGGUACAAUGAGGAUGUGUGAUAUUAAAAGUGGGGGUUGUUGGUAUGAUAUGUGGGUGGUGGAGGGAGUGCAGAUGGAAUGUUCGUGUGGAGAGUAUAGAAAAGCCAUAAGAGAAUAAUAUCUAUCUGUGAAAAUGCAUAUGGAUGUGCUAUAUUGUAGGGUGGAUAUUUUUGGCUCUUUCAGUGAUUGUGUGUUGUUGUUUUUUUUACUUCUCACAAAUGUACUGCCAAUAUACUGCUACAUGGCUCAUAUAUUUCCCUCACCGUUUGAAAUAAAAAUAAUGUAUUUUUAAAGUUAUUUUGAGGUUAAGAAAUUCUGUUUUAUGAAUCAGGUAGAAGUGUUUGCUACUUUUAUUGUAAAACGAGGUAUAAAUAGAUAGAUAUGCUAUGUGAGAAUCUGACUUUCAGUUCAAAUACAGGUACCUUUAGAUUUAAACUGGGAUAUUUUAGGACUUAAGUUCUACCAUAAUAAUUACCUUUAUUUUAAACAUUAAAUACAUUAUUUCUAUUAUUAAGAAUAAUAUAUAAAUGUUUGGACAGAAGUAAUCUAUAUUUUUUUUAGACAUUCAUUGCAGUAUGUAUAAGAAACAAUGUAAUAUAUAAAUAGACAAGCAUCAGUAUAUUAUUAUGGUUAAUUUUUAGGCUCAUGUCACUAUGAUUUUAUAUAACAUGAGUAGUUCAAAUUUUAAUUUAAACCAUCUUUUAAACAUUGUUCAAAUUAUUUAAUGUGAAAUGACUUUGUUCAAAUGUAAUUAACAUUAAUAAAGCUUUUAAAUUGACUGAAACAUUUUAUUAUUGUCUUUGAUAUAAUGUAGAUCUAGAGUCUAGUUGUUUUUGCUUUUACUUUGAACUUGAACAGUGGGUAAAACUAAUUGUUUUGUUUUCGUGUCUUAGUA